AUGAAUAUCCCAGCUUCAGAAUCAGAAGUUCAGAAAUCUCAUGAAGAAAGAUAUAAAAAUUAUGUCUCAGAAUCAACACAAAAUUUAUUAGAUGGUGAAAUAGACGAAACACUUUCAGAAGAAGGUACUAAAUUUAUUCGUAAACAUAAGUUACAAUUUAUUGAUAAUGAAGGAUACCCCUGUAUCCUACUUUCACCACCUUUAGAUUCUGAGAAAUUCAAAAAAGCUCUUAAAAACGUGACAUAUGCAACUAAUACGAUUAAGAAAGAAGAUCAUGAUAUUUACACAAAUUAUUAUUUAAAUAAAUGCACAGGUGUUGAUAAAGUUUUUGAUUUAUUAGAUAAAAUAUCAAAAGAAACCAUUGGAACAUAUAAAAUUUUGUGUGAUUGCGGUUUCAUUAUUGAAGAUACCAAUAAUGUUUCAUAUGAAAGAACAGCACCGAAGGAAGAUGAAGUUGAAAGGUCUAUACCAUUCGUUAUUAAGAAUAUAAAAGAUAUGAAAACGUAUAAGCAUUAUAUUUAUUCAUUUAUUUCAGAAAAAAUGGAAGCAACCCAUAAAACAUCUUCUCAUCAUUUUAUAGCUAUUCAUGCAUUCCUUUUCAAAGUUGUGAAAUUAAAUAAGACAGGAAUUAGAUUUAAUGUAUCAGGGUACGCAUUCUUGAGUAAAUUAAAAUGUAUUCGUCACGUCGCAGAUGAUAAAAAUUUAUGUGUUCUUAAUUCAUUUUAUGGGCUUUAA
Messenger RNA from Trichomonas vaginalis G3, 735 nucleotides. RefSeq lists its product as uncharacterized. The record is from RefSeq and is a predicted model, not a curated record. Bases 1 to 735 code for a protein of 244 amino acids. The transcript has a single exon. NCBI's taxonomy places the organism in Eukaryota, Parabasalia, Trichomonadida, Trichomonadidae.